Messenger RNA from Pseudocercospora fijiensis CIRAD86, 800 nucleotides. RefSeq lists its product as uncharacterized. The record is from RefSeq and is a predicted model, not a curated record. The transcript is spliced from 6 exons. NCBI's taxonomy places the organism in Eukaryota, Fungi, Ascomycota, Dothideomycetes, Mycosphaerellales, Mycosphaerellaceae. The annotation marks the transcript as partial. Gene Ontology annotation, biological process: mycotoxin biosynthetic process.
AUGUUGGCGCAGAAGUACGAACCACUCCGCCAAUCCUCUCCAGAACUUUCGAAGGAGAGCAAUGAAGAUGCGAAAUGCCAUUAUUGCUACGAACGAAAGCAGGAAGCUAGACGGUCUUUUCGGACCGUGUCAAUACUUACCGCACUCCUUGUCCUUUCAAUCGCAUGCAACGCCAUUCUUUUCGCAAGGAUACAGGACGUGGAAGAGCACGGUCACGACCCAACUUUUGUCGGCCUCGAAAGGAAUCUCAACCUAGAAAUCCCUCACGAUGACCGAGCAAUAGACGACCCAAUGUGGGAAAAUCCCUCAUACGACUGGAACCUAGGCUGGGUCGCACUCGACAACGAAGUCGCAAAAUCCAAAGGCAUCCCAACAGCAAUGCACUGGCCUUGGGACGACUCCAAGAGUAUCUACGUCUUGCAUGGCUUUCAUUCAAUUCACUGCGUCUUCGUCCUCCGCGACUCACUCAUGCAAUUCCGCGACGGCAAGCAGCAGACCUGGCCCUUCCCUCACGUCACACAUUGUCUUCACGUUUUGCGAGAAGAUACAACAUGUAAUGCCGAUGAUACACCGCGAUACACCGGUCGUUUACACGCGCAAGAGAACAGUACGAAAUUCUUUUCUGGAAUUGGACAGAUGAGGAAAUGUCGCGAUUGGAGUCAGUUACGGGAGUUUGCGAUUCAGAAUUCGGCGUGUUAUCGGAGACCGUUGGAUCACUUUGUGCCGUUGCUUGAGAGGUAUAAGAAUUGUCCGGAUGGGAGGAGGCCGUGGGAGGGGAUCCUAUUCGGAUAUCCAGUAUA